This is a messenger RNA of Aricia agestis (brown argus), 1037 nucleotides long. RefSeq names its product alpha-tocopherol transfer protein-like. Gene Ontology annotation, cellular component: membrane. Gene Ontology annotation, molecular function: phosphatidylinositol bisphosphate binding. NCBI's taxonomy places the organism in Eukaryota, Metazoa, Arthropoda, Insecta, Lepidoptera, Lycaenidae. The record is from RefSeq and is a predicted model, not a curated record. The transcript is spliced from 6 exons. The coding region runs from base 42 to 902 and encodes 286 amino acids.
UCCGCCCAGACACCCUGGAGGCGGUCAGACAAGAGAUCAACAUGGGGAGGCCCGGGGAGAUGAAGGAGGCCAUCAGGAUCCUGGACGAAUGGGUGCACCAGCAGCCGCAUUUUAUUGAGAAGGAUAUUCCACAGCCCUACCUGGAGACGACGAUCGUAAAUUCGAAGGGGUCGGUGGAGCGAGCCAAGCGCAUUCUGGAGAACAUGUUUACUGCGCGCACACAGCGGCCUGAAUACUUCGAGCCGAGAGACGUGAGGGAGUUUUAUGACGUCAUCAAGGGGCACAUCAACAAGGUGUUCACUACCCAGCUGACGCCGCAGCAGCACCGCAUCAACAUCAACCGCUGCCGCGGCAGACCCGACGACCACGUGCUGGAAAACGCCUACAAGUUCGCCUACAAUGUGAUGGACUACCUCAAGAUUCACGACUACCACAGCGGUAUGGUGUCAGUUUUCGACCUGGUGGACGCCGACCUGCCGUACAUACUCACACACACCAACUUCGUCGCGCUCAAAAACGCCAUGAUGAUCUUUUUGGACUGCUAUGGUCUCCGUGUGAAGCGGAUCCACGUGAUCACCAGAUCAAAGGUCAUCCACCAGGUGGUGGCCAUAUUGAAGCCCUUCUUCAGCCAGAAGAUCGUGGAGCGACUGGUCUUCCACCAGGCGCCGGAGGAGCUGCUGCAGUACUACGCCGCGGAAUAUCUGCCGAAAGAAUACGGGGGCAGUGACAAAAGUGUAGAGGAAUUGCAGGAGUGGAUAGUGGAUCUGCUGUCAUCCCCCCAACACCGCGCCCACAUGGAGGUGAUGUCGCGCGCCGCCGUCGAUGCGGUGCUCUGCCCCGCCACGCACGCCGCCAACAUAGACCACGUCGCUGGAACCUUCAGGACCCUCCAUAUUGACUAGAGAUACCUCGGGGUAGCUCAAUAUUCACGAAGUCUUUAACAAGCAGAAGUGACGCUGUGACAUAUCGCUUGCAGCUCAAUGAUAUCCUCUGACAGAGUCAACAAUAGAGCUGCUUUCAACUCAGUGAACAAGAAG